AUGAGUGGUCCUGCUCCAAUAAAUGCAACUUCAAAUAUAGUUGCUUCUUCUCAGUAUUCUUUAAACCCUAUUGGAAUGCUAGCAACUUAAAAUAUUUCUUCAAAUAAGCAUGUUGGUGAUACUGUUUAAGGUUCAUUUAUAUAGCAGAAUCCGAAUUCGACUAUACUUUUAAACCCACCACCUACAUAAAGAUCAGUGGCUGAAGACCUCCUUAAGCCUACAAAUACUAUUAAUAUAGAAGAAAAUAGAAAGUUGUAUAUCGGUAAGAUUCCUAAAAAUGUUUCAGACGAUUUCUUGGAGAGACUGUUCAGAUGCUGUGGGUAGCUUCUCAGCUGGAAAAGGUCGACAGAUGCUAAUGGUGAACCUAAGGCUUUUGGAUUCGUAGAAUAUGAGAACAUCGAGUCUGUUUUUGCCUGCCUAAAAAUUAUCAAUAACUUACCCUUACUAGAGUCUAGAUUAAUGGUAAAAGCAAACGAUAAGACCAAUCAGUUCUUGAAUGAUUGGAAAGAGCUUAAAAAAAUGGACUGGAUAAGUUAAUAGGAGAAGGCAGGAAAUACAAUCGAUAAUGAAGAUCUGGAGUAUAAAGAAUAGUUAGGGGAACUAAUGCCCUAUGAAUAAGAGUUAAUCCCAAGCUAUGAUGAUGUUAUAAUAGAAAUCAACAAGACUAUUGAGAAUAAAGACAUAAUAGAAUAAGUUGCGCUUCAAUAGAAAUAAAACGAUACUAAUCCAUUAGCUAAGGCUAAUCUUUUUGACAGUGAUCCUUUUAGUAAAUACAAGGAGCAUGAAAGAGAAUAAAGAAGAGAGAGAAGAGCCAAGAACAUCGAAAAAGAGCGGGAAGCUAAGUUUCUCAAGAAAGUUGAAGAAUGGCUUCUAAGAGAAGUCAACAGAGAAAAAGAGAAAGAAAGAGAGGCAGAACGCGAGAAAGAAAAGCUUAAAGAGAGAUAAAAGCUAAUUGAACUAGAUUUAAAUUAUGACUCUGGAGAGGAAAAGAAGCGCAGAAAAAAGAAUCCCAAAGAAUACUAGAGGUAUCUUGAGGAAAGAAAAAGAAUAAGAGAUAAAGAGUAGGAGGAUGACGAAGCUGAUAGGAAGAAGGAGGCUGAGGAAAUGAUUGAACUUGAGAAGAAGAGAGCUGAGGAGCGAAGAAAGUAAGAAGAACAAAGAAAGCGAGAGGAAGAGAUUAGAGAGAGACUCAAGCUUAAAAGAUUUAUGGAGUUAGAAGAAUAGGAGAGGUAAAGACAGAAUGAAGAGGAUAAUCUUAAAAGGCAAAAAAUUCAUGACCAAGCAGCUUCUGAGCAUUAAUCAGGCAGAGCUCAAAUGCUUCAAAAUUAGAUGGGUGGAUAAUAAAACCAAAAUCAAUAAUAGUAUUAGGACAAUUAUAGCUAUCAGUAGUAGCAAAUGGAUAAAUAUAGUCUCUAAAGAUUUGGAGAUCAAACUAGAUAAAAUGCAUUAGGAAACGCUGAAGAGUACAAAGCAGACUAUGAGAACUAUCAGAUGAAGAAGCAUAAGCCACUGGCUAAACUAUCUGAAAACAUUGUUUAAAAUAUCAGGAAUAUAGAGUCAGAAGUAAGAUCUAAAGGCAGUAGACAUGAUCGAGAUGGAGAAAGAUCAAGAAGAGAACAAAAAGUGAAUCUUAAGGAAUACCUUGAGGAUGACGAAAAGAAAAAAAUCCUUGAAAAGACCAAGGAGCUUUAUGCCAAGCUACCGAAGACAAAGGAGGAUAUCUUUAAAUUCUAGCUGAAUUGGAAUAAUCUGUUUAUGCAUGAUGUGAUUGAAAAAGUUGGAAGACCUUGGAUUGGCAAAAAGGUGAAAGAAUAUAUGGGUGUUGAAGAAUAGGCUGUUGUUCAGCUGAUUAUUAAAAUUUUGAAUUAGAAACCUGAUCAUAUUGGCUUGUAAUCUAAAUUGAAGGAUAUCUUGGAUUAGAAAACUGAAGAGUUUGUAAUGAAGCUUUGGUAAACUAUGGCUUUUGAAUGUAUGAAGGUCGAUGAAGGACUUUAUAAAAUGAAUUGA
This is a messenger RNA of Stylonychia lemnae, 2007 nucleotides long. The record is from the annotation of a GenBank genome assembly. NCBI's taxonomy places the organism in Eukaryota, Ciliophora, Spirotrichea, Sporadotrichida, Oxytrichidae.